AUGCUAGCUAAGGACAUAAGUUAUGGACAGCUCAAAGUAACAGAGAACGUGGCCUUCAACAAGACAGCCACCUCUACAUCCGGAACACUUAAGGAUUACAGCUGGACUCCAGACAAGGCUGUGGACGGGGACAGGAACCAGGUCAUGGAGUCCGGCUCCUGCUUCCACUCUGCUGUCAACUACUCGAGUAUGUGGAGGGUGGACCUGGGACAGCAGUACAGGAUACAUCAUGUUACAGUCUACCACAGGAAUGCUCUUUUAUACAGGAUCGCUAACUGCACCAUACACCUGAAUAAUGACAACUCCACUGACGGGAAACUCUGCUACACCUUCCCUGCCACUGUCACUGACUCCGUGAUCCACCUGGUGUGUAACGGCAGCGGCAGAUACCUCACCAUCAGGAACCCUGAUGAAGGGGAUGACACGCUCAACAUCUGUGAAGUGGAAAUAUACGUCUGCAGCCAUGGGACAUAUGGCAAAUUCUGCGGCAAAUUCUGCCACUGUCUAAACAGCUCCUGUGACCCAGACAGUGGUAUGUGUCCAGGAGACUGUAGACCCGGGUGGCAGGGAGAAAGGUGUGAUACAGAAUGUGACACAGGGAACUAUGGAAUAAACUGUAACAAAGCCUGUGCGGAACGAAAGUGUGUAGCUGGCAACACAUCAUGUGAUCGUCAUAACGGGUCGUGUGUCGGAGGAUGCCUUCCAGGGUGGAGAGGCAGUGACUGCACCCGAGUGUGCAGCCAUGGGACAUAUGGCAAUUUCUGCAACGAAUUAUGCCACUGUCUGAAGAGCUCCUGUGACCCAGUCAACGGCACGUGUCCUGGUGGCUGUAGACCAGGGUGGCAGGAAGACAGGUGUGAUACAGUAUGUAGCCAAGGAACUUACGGAGUCGGAUGCGCGAACAAAUGUCAGGAAAGAAACUGUCAGGGAACUUCGCCAUGUCAUCACGUGACUGGGAAGUGUGAGCCCGGAUGUAAGGUCGGAUGGACGGGAGAAGACUGUAGCAGAGGUCAGGAAACCUUACCUGUGUCUACCAUUGUGGGAUGUGCAACCGCUGCUGUGAUACUUCUGUUCUUCGUCAUCAUCACGGUAUUGCUGGUACGACGAAAGAGAAAACAGUCCGCAGCAUCGUUUCGAAAACGUCCUGUUGGACAAACGGAAAAUUGGAAUUCUACAAGAUCGGAAAACCGCGAUGGUAAGGAAGUGGGAGAUACAGCAGAAAGAGGAGUAGAUGAGGAAGAUGGUGACAUAGAACCGCCACUGCAACAGGACAUCAUCCAGGUUGAGCAGGACCAUGAUCCGCCUGUCCUUGAACCAGAUGCUGAUGUGAAUCUCCAGGACAGGCACUACUUCAACGUUGGGGAAGUGGGGAUGGGUACUGCGAUACCUGUGUCAGAGUUAGAGGUCAAGGUUCGGGGAAUGGUGGAACGACCGGAGGAGGCUGAGGACGAGUUUCAGGAGUUGCCGGGUGGUUUCAUGCACCCCCACCAAGAAUCUCAGCUGUCGGAAAACAAAGGGAAGAACAGAUUUAAAGGCUACUACCCGUAUGACUACAACCGUGUGGUGCUGCAUGACGACAACAGCGGCGGUGGAGGAGACUACAUCAACGCAAGCUAUGUGGACGGAUACGACAACGAAAGGCGCUACAUAGCAGCACAAGGGCCCUACAGACUCGAGAUUGUUGAUAACUUCUGGGGGAUGAUCUGGCAGGAAGAAUGCAGAAUCGUUGUCAUGGUAACUGGUCUCAUCGAGGCCGGCAAGAUGAAGUGCCUUCGUUAUUGGCCGGAGAAAGGUACAGAGACGUACGGGGACAUAUCUGUAACCAUGGAUACACAGACACGCUUCGCAAACUACACGGUCACUAAGCUUUCCGUGCAACACAAUCAGGCUGCCAAGAAGCUGUGUCUCGAGCACUUCCACUUCACCAGCUGGCCGGAUCAUGGCGUCCCAGACACUUCCGCUCUACUGGAGUUCAUUAGCAAGGUGAAGGUCACAUCAAGGGAACAGACGCAGCCAAUCAUAGUUCACUGCAGUGCCGGUAUAGGCCGUACAGGGACCUACAUCGCUAUCGAGGGUCUCAUGGAGCAGGCCAAGACGGAGGGCGUGGUUGACGUUGUCAGCAUCGCAUCCAGCAUGAGGAGACAGAGGACGAACAUGAUUCAGACAAAGGAGCAGUAUCUGUUCGUCUACCAAGCGAUGGCGAUGUGGUUAUCGCAAGGGGACACGUCUUUGGAUUCAAACUUCCUCAAAAGGUUGAACCUUGAUGAUUUGGCUGACGUGACCAUGGGAAACAAGACCGUACAACAGCAUCUUGGGGCGCUCCAAGCUCGCCCGCCCAUGGACAGUGAGCGGAACUUCAUCGCAACAGUGCCUUCUUAUACAUGGAACAAUGGUUUCUACAUCAUGAGUUCAUGUCCCAACAAAGAAGAUAUUUGGAACGCGGUGUAUAACACUGAUUCUCGCACACUCAUCACGUGGGGUCAAGAGAAUCAGGCGCACCUCCCGUCAUCAGACAAGGACGUUAAAACAUCCAGGUUCACAGCCAGCAUGUGCAGUAAGACUGUGCUGUCAGAUGGAAUCUCAGUCACCACUAUUGAUCUUGGAUUAAAGUUUGGUGACACAAUCACUGAUCUUCCCAUGGCACAGGAUGAUGCCACCACCACCACCACGAUCCACAACUACCACCUGGCUGGGAGUGUACGUGAUCCAGGUGUCGCUGAGCUGAUAGACAACUUGCUCACAUGGACACAGGAUCCAGAACGUGGCUCCAGUAUGAUUGUAUCCAGGACUGCAACAGAAUCCGUGCUCCUGGUGCUGCUUGUGAACAUCGCCAGCAGACUGAAGGACGACGGAACUGUUGACCUCAUCACUGAUAUGGGGAGACUGUGUGCUCGUCAUGGAGGUGCACCCUUUACAAUGGAUGACGUCCGUUUCUGUCUGGAGUUUUCUCGACAGUUCCUGGAGACUGUCGGAACUUACGCCAACAUCUGAUGAAUGGAUCCGCCGAACAUAUUCGAUAUUUUUUUCUUUAAUUCCUUAGUUUUAUGAUACAGUUUCUAGAAUUGUGUUUCUAGAAUUAUUUUGUACAGUACAUAAAUGUCCCAUUACUUGUUAGAAUGACUUGUUCCCCACUUCCUGUCUCGUUGUCAUGGUUUCUUAUGUUCAAAACCGUAUGUGUAUUGACCGAUAUAAAUCUCCUCCAUAUCAACCCGAAGGGUAGAAUGAUCGUGUGUAGGUUUCAUGUUGAUACACAUGCACUUUUCUAGCCAUGCUAACAUAAAUACAGUUAAUGAUUUCGUGCUGGUCCAGAAGGUCAGGAGUAUGUGCAAACAUGCCAAGUUUGACAUUGUCAUUCUACUUCCGGCCGGAGUUGGAGGGAAAUAAUAUUGACAAUUAUUUUAUUAUCUUUUAUGUCCGUUUCAGUUACUUUUGUCAGCUUUAGCUUCACGUUUAAUAGACGGUUAAGUUACGGAUACACCGCACGCUGCCCAUUUCUUCAUUCUGUCACCAUAAUGUGAGGAUUCCCGGUUUGACUCACACAACUAGCCCCGACUGAAUGACAUAAAAUUACACUAGUAUAUCAUGCGUGUUAAGGAAUAAGUUCUCAUGUAAUGUCCCGUUGUCACUCGUAGGUUGAUAAUCACUCAUUGUAUGUCACUAACGUAUCCAUUUAAACAAAAUUAAACCUUGGUUUGCGACUUGACGAAUCAAUGGAUUCAGUACAGAGCUGCCACAACACCCCUAUACAUAUGUGAAAGGAGGAUUUUAAAUACAUGAUCAGAAAUAAUUUGUGAUUAUCGUCUAAACACUGAGGGAUCUUCAUCUCGUACUAUGGUAAAUACCGUUCUGGGAUCACCUAGUCGCAGUUGAAAAGAAUCUUCAUGAGAUAAUAUAAAGUUAAAGUGAUUAAAUCCUCAACUACGCCGUUGGCAUGUCAUUUGUAAGUCCGAGUCUUUGUUUUGUUUCAUUCACUUUUAUUUAUCAAUUAUGUAUUGCAACUGGAUGCUGCCAAUUUAAGCAUGUUUCUGUGUUCUCAUCUCUGUUGUAUUAUUCCCUUACUGUCAGACUUCCUUAAUAAACUGUGCAACUGUGUCAAA
This is a messenger RNA of Haliotis rufescens (red abalone), 4097 nucleotides long. RefSeq names its product receptor-type tyrosine-protein phosphatase epsilon-like. Gene Ontology annotation, biological process: protein dephosphorylation. The transcript has 25 exons. The record is from RefSeq and is a predicted model, not a curated record. Gene Ontology annotation, molecular function: protein tyrosine phosphatase activity. Bases 1 to 2991 code for a protein of 996 amino acids. NCBI's taxonomy places the organism in Eukaryota, Metazoa, Mollusca, Gastropoda, Lepetellida, Haliotidae.